GAAAUGCCCCCUGCCUUCUCCUCUUCUCUUCCCCCAGCACCACAAGCGCUGGCUUUGCUUCAUCUGCUCUGCUCGGGUCAGCUCAGCGCCCAACCCCCCUCUCUUCCCUUGCACUGCAAGUGCUGCCCCGCCCGCUUCCUCCAUCGCCAUCAAGAACCGAUCCCCCGCUUCACAUUCCAUCUUCCUUUUCAGCUUCACCUUUCCUUCGCUGUUCCUUGCCCUGUUCUUGAAGUGAGAUCGUGGCAGAAUUCGUCGCAGACAUAGAAAGGUACAAUGGGGGUCGGGACCAGCACUUUUGUGAUCAGAUGGAUCAACUUUAUCACAGCGCUCUUAGCUAUAUUUAUCAUAGGAUUCGGGGUCUGGAUGAGCACUCACAAUGACAAUUGCAGAAGAUCCCUCACUCUUCCUGUUCUUGGCCUCGGGGCCCUCAUAUUCUUCAUAUCUAUAAUCGGAUUUUUGGGCGCAUGGAAGAACAACUCCAUAUUGUUGUGGAUUUACCUGAUUAUGUUGUGCUCCCUAUUGGUGGCAAUCCUCGUAUUUACAGUUUUGGCGUUUAUCGUGACAAACACGGGCUCUGGACAUAGUGUAAGUGGUCUAAGGUACAAAGAGUAUCACCUCCAAGACUACAGCUCAUGGUUUCUAAAACAGCUGAACAAUACCCAUAAUUGGGAGCGACUGAAAAGUUGUCUCGUGAAAUCUGAGGAUUGUAACAACCUAUCAAGGAAAUACAAGACUCUGAAGCAAUAUAAAUCAGCCAAAUUAACUCCAAUUGAGGCUGGUUGCUGUAGACCACCAUCAGAAUGUGGUUACCCUGCUGUUAAUGCUACAUACUAUGACUUGAGCUUUCACCCCGUUAGUUCCAACAAGGAUUGCAAGCUCUAUAAAAACUCUCGAUCGGUCAAGUGCUACAACUGUGAUUCCUGCAAGGCUGGAGUUGCGCAGUACAUGAAAACCGAAUGGAGGGUUGUUGCAGUGCUUAAUGUGAUACUAUUUGUCAUCUUGCUAAUGAUAUACAUGGUGGGCUGCUGUGCGAGAAGAAAUGCUGCAAGUGGCAGAUCUAAAUCAUGAAAAUAUAGGAAGCCUCUCGCUAUAAAAGGAAGCCUGCAAGUUCUUUCACUCACUUGCUCAAAUGUCUGUAUAAUCUAUGAUUCUUUUUAUGCAUAUAAGAAGAUCUAUUUAAGAGGGCACUAGUAUUGAGAGAACUUUGUUCGUAGUGCAUUAUCUGAUACAUUGGAAUCUGGUACAUCAUUAGCUAUGUAAGAUGGCUCCAUUGUCAUGUGCCUACUUGCUAUACUAUUCUCUAGAGAACCAGAAUCAGACGAUGAUAAUGCGGUUGUACUUUCUUUGUCUA
Messenger RNA from Punica granatum (pomegranate), 1351 nucleotides. NCBI's taxonomy places the organism in Eukaryota, Viridiplantae, Streptophyta, Magnoliopsida, Myrtales, Lythraceae. The record is from RefSeq and is a predicted model, not a curated record.